CUCGCAAGGGAGAUAAUAAAAGUACAUCACGUGACUACGGCCAUACUGUCGUCGCUCCGGAGGAGCAAUAAUUAUUUCGUUCAAAACAUCAAGAAUAAUGGCUUCUCGGGUGUCAAGAGGAAUUGCCAGGACUAUUAAAGGUCCUCGAUUAGCCAAUCAGUUUGCUAGCCAAGCUGCAGCACGACAAUCAGAUGAUAGUUCAUUAGUUAAUCAGCCACCAAAGUUGACAAAGUUACCCAGUGGUGUUAUUGUAGCAUCAGUUGAAAACAACUCACCCAUCUCAAGAGUAGCUGUUGCAGUUAAUGCUGGAUCCAGAUUUGAAGAUGCAGAUAAUUUAGGAAUAACCCACUGUUUAAGAGUAGCUGCAGGCCUUACUAAUGCUAAUUCAACCAGUUUUGGAAUCGCAAGAUCUAUUCAACAAGAGGGUGCCCAAUUAACUUGUACAACAAGUAGAGAAUAUAUAUAUUAUACAGUUGAUUGUAUUAGAGACAAUGUAGACAGCACGAUAAAAUUUUUACGAGAUAUCACAACUGCUCCAGCUUUUAAGAAAUGGGAAGUUGCAAAACUUGGAGAGAAACUGGAAAUAGAUUUGGCUGCUUUUUAUCAACAACAUGCAGCUAGAUCAUUUGAUCUUCUUCACCAGGCUGCAUUCAGGUCAACAUUAGGUCGCUCACUUUAUUGUCCAGAAGUAACUCUUGGUCGUAUUUCCUCAGAACAGUUGUUAAAUUAUGUACAGACACAUUAUACUAAUGGUCGUGUAGCUAUUGUUGGAGUGGGAAUUGAUCAUGAUCAACUUGUAGAUGAAGCCAACAAAUUCAACUUUUUCCCUGCUGGACCUGUAGCUGCUGAAAAAGCUACAUAUGGAGGAGGUGAGAUUCGUAUUAACACUGGAUCAGGACCCACAGCUGUCUCUGUGGCUGUGGAAGGGCCAAGUUAUUUACCCCGUAGUAAAGGUUUGGCUGCUAAAGAUCUGUUACAUGCUGGUGUUCUACAGUAUGUGAUGGGAUCAGGUCCAUUUAUUAAAUAUAGUAACGAUUCCCUGGUACCACGACUUGGACAAGCUGUAGCUCAAGCUACCACAGAACCAUUUUCUGUAUCAUGUUUUAAUGCUAAUUAUACUGAUGCUGGAUUAUUUGGAUUCACUGCCAUUUCUCAAGGAACAGCAAUAGAAAAGGUAUUGAAGUCAGCAUUCAGUCAGUUUGCUAGUGUAACUAAAGGCGGUAUUACAGAUAAAGAAGUAGCUAGAGCUAAGAAACAGUUGAAGGCAUCAUUGUAUUUCUAUUUGGAAAGUGGAGAUAAUUUACUGACUGAUUUAGCUGAACAAGCGUUAGGUCAUCAACAAAUCGUCAAUCCAGAAGAAAUUGCCAAACAGAUUGAUGCUAUCACCACCAAUGACGUAGUAAAUGUUGCCAAGAGAAUCAUCAAUAGUCGACCAUCAAUGGCUGUUGUAGGAGAUACAGCUAGAACACCAUAUAUUGAUGAUCUAUAUCGAUAACUAUGUAUACCCAUAGAAUAUCUGGUUAAAGACGUAUAGUGUGUGAAAACUAGACUUUUAACAUCUAAAAUUAAUAUCAUUAUUUAUGUGGACUACAUGUUGUUCGGUUUAAAUUUAAUUUGAAAAUAUAGAAAAUCAACGCUUAAUAAAAUGUUAAAAUAUA
Messenger RNA from Patella vulgata (common limpet), 1658 nucleotides. RefSeq names its product cytochrome b-c1 complex subunit 2, mitochondrial. The transcript is spliced from 15 exons. Bases 98 to 1495 code for a protein of 465 amino acids. Gene Ontology annotation, cellular component: mitochondrion. Lineage: Eukaryota; Metazoa; Mollusca; Gastropoda; Patellidae. Gene Ontology annotation, molecular function: metal ion binding. The record is from RefSeq and is a predicted model, not a curated record.